Molecule: messenger RNA, 4368 nt
Organism: Amaranthus tricolor (Joseph's coat)
Lineage: Eukaryota; Viridiplantae; Streptophyta; Magnoliopsida; Caryophyllales; Amaranthaceae
Product: protein ALP1-like
Exons: 4
Coding region: 1986-3212 (408 amino acids)
Source: RefSeq, a predicted model, not a curated record
UUGGAUACCUUCAAUGGUAAUGGAUGGUAAUAAAAUAAGGUAAUGAAACAUUACCAAAAAGGCUCAUUUUCAUUACCACUAAACAACCUGGUAUUAGGUUGUAAUGGUAAUGGAUUAUUGCUGUGUUAAUAAAAUAAAGCAAAUGCGCGUUCCUUUCUCUGAUUUCUCUUCAAGCUUUCUCUCCCUUCUUUCUGUUUCCUUUUGCUCUGCUACUCUCCUUCAAAUUCAAUCAGGUAUUCAUCGUCUUCUGUUUCCUUUUGCUCUGCUACUCUCCUUCAGAUUCAAUCAGGUAUUCAUCGUCUCUUUACCCUUGUUUUCUGAUUUUAAUUUCUGUGUUCAUACGUUUUUAAUUAUUGGUUUUUGUCGAAAAUCCUAUGAAAUUCCUUUUGUUUCGUAUUCAAAUCAAAUGCGUAGUUCUUCGUUUCUUUCAAAAUUUUUCAAAAUUUUUCAAAAUUUCAAAAUUUCUUUCAAAAACAACAGCCUAUAAUUACUUUGAUUGCGUAAUUUAACGAUUUAACAAGUACAGUGUUUUGAUUGUGCUAAUUAAGUGUUUAGGAUUUGAUUUAUAGACUUAUUUGUUUAGGAUUUGAUUUGUAGACUUAUUUGUUUGGGAUUUGAUUUAUAGAUCAUUUUUAGGAUUUUAUGACUAAUUUCUUAUGAAAAGGGAGAAAUUGAGAGUAUUUUUGUUUGAUUUGAUAGCAAAACUAGUAUUUAGCUGAUGAAGAAUUGGGGAAACUGCGUACUGAUCUUGAUUUUAUGUGUUUGAAUCAGUAUAAGCUAUAGUUAUAGAAUGUCUUUUACACAGGUUGUUGUUGGCUUGCAGAAGUAUUGGCAUUAGAUUGUUGUGAUGAUUAUAACAAUGACAAUAACAUGUUUGACUUAUAUGACCUAGAAACUGGAUUGAUAUUUUGGCUUUACAUGGCCCUAAAAGAGAUUUGAGCAUAGUUAAAGGUCCUAAAAACACUGUUAAUGGUAGAUUUUUUUCAGCUUUAUAUGUACGAUAUUUUCCCAAUGGUGAAGCUUGUGAUAGAGAAUGGCUUGUUUACUUAAAGGAGCUUGAUAGAGUAUUUUGCUUUUGUUGUAAGAUUUUUAACAAAGAGAAUGUAAAAGGUGCUUUAGUUUAUGAAGGAUUUUUUAACUGGAAUCAUACCGGAUUUGCACGAAUUUAACAGCUCUUAUAUUUUUUGACAUCUUUGUUAACCCUGUCAAUGGGCCUUUCACAUCGAUCUUCUGCUUCAUUCAUCAAAAUCAGUUCCAAAUUCAAACCCUACAGUAAAAAAAUACACCAAAAAUUUCCUAAACAGACUAAUUAUGCAAAAAGGUCAAAAGUUCAGGUGAGAAAUAAGUUUUUAAUCAAAAGCAGUAUAUCUUGGAGAACUAGAAUUGCUGAUAGUUUCCUAUUAAAAUAAUAGUUUAAACUAUGCUUCCCAUUGCAUUUGCUUAUUUUUUUGUCCUCUUAUUCCAGUAUAGUUUCAGCUAAAACCUAUAACGAGACAUCCUUUUUCUGGACAGUAAAACAACAAAAUGACAGGCAGCAAUAAAUCAAAUCAACUCCGUGCCAAAGGGAAUUCAUGUUAACAUACAAUCACUAACUAACUUUUGAUAAUGGCAUGAGAGUUUUUCUCUUACCCUCCUGAAGCCUGCAGAGACCGCUCCAUCAUUCUCUGAUGCAGCAAGUUCCUGCUCAACCUUCUCCAGACCUUUGCUAACAGCUUGCAUUUCUUCCGCCAAUGAUUUCAAUUGUAUCUAGUUUUUCAAGAAAAGUACAGAGCCACACAUUAAGUAAAUAUAUAUACUAUCCUCCUUUGUUUAAUUGUUACACUUCUCUCACAAAGCUCAUAUAAAAAUGAGAAGUGUAACAUUUAACAAAUAUAUAUACUUGCCUUGGUUGUACUACUGUGUUGCCUCUAUUAAACUUUAUGUGCAUUAUUUACUACUUUGUUGCUUCCAUUUGUUGAUCUUGUGACUUAUCAUCUACUUAUGCUAUGAUUUAUGUAGUUAUGGCGCGUCUUCAACAAUCGCCUAAGGACUUUAUUUUUUUUUGGUUUGCUAUGAAGCGAAGAAAAAUUAGAAGAGUAAUGAUGCUGAUUUUGAUUAGGAUAAUCCUCAUUUUUAGAAGAAGACUAAGAAUUAGGAUGUCUAAGCAACCUAGUCUGCAUAAUCCUAUCCAUAGAUUAGCACAUUUAGAUGGAAUGAUAGUGGAGAGUGAUAUUGCUUGCAUUGAGCAACUUAGGAUGGAUCGUCGCACGUUUAAUAUCUUCAUUUCAUUGGUUCGUGAAGUUAGAGGGUUAAGGGAUACUAAGAACAUGGUAGUGGAAGAAAUGGUUGCUAUAUUUUUGCAUCUACUUGCAUUUGAGGAGAAGAAUAGGGAAAUAAAAUAUGAUUUUCAACGGUCAGGAGAAACUAUAAGCAGACAUUUUAAUAAUGUGUUAAAAGCUGUGUUAAAGCUUUCGAGUUUGCUCCUCAAGAAACCUGAACCGAUUCCCGAGAAUAGCACAGAUGAAAGAUGGAAAUGGUUCAAGAAUUGUAUAGGUGCUAUUGAUGGGACUUUGAUUGAUGUAAAUGUGCCUGCGAUAGAUAAAUCACGUCAUAGGUCAAGAAAAAAUACCAUCUCAACAAAUGUUUUAGGAGCUUGUGCACCGAAUAUGCAAUUUAUAUAUGUUUUGGCGGGUUGGGAAGGUUCAGCUGCUGAUGGAAGAGUACUUCGAAGUGCUUUAAAUAGAAAUAAUGGAUUAAAAGUGGCUAGAGGUAAUUAUUAUCUAGGGGAUGCAGGAUAUAAACAUUGUGAUGGAUUUCUUGUACCUUAUAGAAGAACAAUUUAUCAUGAAUGGAGAAGGGGGUUGGAGCAACCACGCUCUAAGGAAGAGUUGUUCAAUAUGAGGCAUGCUUCAGCUAGAAAUGUGAUUGAACGAGCUUUUGGUUUGUUGAAAGUACGGUGGGAAGUUCUUGCCAAAGGCACCAAGUACCCUCUCAGCACUCAAAUAGAUAUAAUAUUGGCUUGUGUGUAUAUUCAUAACCUUAUUCGCCAACAAAUGAGCGUUGAUCCAAUGGAAGCUAUUUUAGAUGCAUAUAUGGAAGAGGAAGGAGAGAAUGAUGAAAUUGAAGAUGAUGGAGACUACAUUCAAAAUUGUGACGCAUCUGAAGAAUGGACUAACUUUAGAAACACAUUAGCUCAAGAUAUGUAUGAUGCAUUCUUGGCUAGGAGACAUUAGUAAUGGAUAGUUUCUUAUUUUAGUUGGUUUUUCAAUUUUUAGUCUUUUAGGACUAGCUUUUAUGUUGAACUACAAACGUAAGUUGUUUUUUAAUUGAUUAGUUAUAAAAUAUUCUUGUCUUACAAAGAUACUUUGGUAUUGUUUGCCACCAUUGUAUGACAGAUAUAUAAUAACUAACAUGGGUGAUGCGAUUCGAGGACGAGGAAAAAAAUAAGAGAAUGUGGACUUCAUUGAAAGAGAAUGCCCUUGUUGACAUUCUACUUGAGAUGCAGAAUUCAAAUUGGAAGUGUGACACAGGCUAUAGGACAGGUUAUCAGACAUAUAUUGAAAAGAAAAUGAAUGAGCGAUUUCCUUAUUGUGGAUUGAAGGGUAAGCCACAUAUUGAAUCCAAAAUUAAGAUUUUUAAGAGACAAAUGGGAUAUUCAGAAGCAAGUUAGUGGUUUUGGUUGGGAUGAUGCUACAAAAAUGGUAACUGGUGAGAAGGAAGUCUUUAUGGGAUGGGCUCAGGGAAAAGAUGGAGCUGCUGCUCUAUUUUGUAAACCGUUUCCUCUUUAUGACAAGCUUUGUGAGAUUUACGCCAAGGAUCGUGCCGGUGGAAGUAUGGUCAAGGGGCCCGGAGACGAUGAAGAAGGUGAUAAGAAUGAGGCUGAAAAGAAUGAUGAUGCUAUUAGCUCAACUCUAGUGAUUGGGCAAUCAAGUGGCCGAAGAGAUCGUAAGAGAAGAAGGGAAAUUGAAAAUGAAGAGCUUAGUGGGCUGGCCACUGCAUUGACAGCUUUGAUUGAUGUUGAAAAGGAGGCUACUUCAAUCAUGAUGGAUAUGAAGAAAUCAUUUUUACGAGAUGUGGAGAUAGGUGAGAAGAGAACCUUUUUGGAGUAUUGAGUAAUUUGCAAGAAUUGACACCAAUAGAAGUUGUCGAAGCUACCACAAUUAUUGGCUUAGAUGACAAGAAGGUGGAGAUAUUCUACAGUGUGCCGGAUGAGUCCAAAGUUAUGUUCGUUAAAUCUUUGCUAAAAUGAUAGUGUUGAUAGAUUUUAAAAAUAUUAUGAUGUAAAAUGGUUGAACUUUAGGUUAUAUUUUCUGUGUUGGUGAAAAUGUAGGUGUGUUUUAAAAAAGUAUGAACUUGGUAGUCACAAAAGGAAUGGACUUUUUAUCGUAA